UCAAUUUGCCUAGUCUCAAUUUGAUUCACUUAACCCGCCACGAUGUCUGACUACGGGGAUCACGACGCUGAGGAAAAUUACGACUACGAGCCGGAGCAGGAGUACGAUGACAACGAGCCCGAAGACUUCAUAAACCCCGAGGAUGUCGACGUCGCGGAGGGAGGUGCCGAUGACUAUGGCGAGAGCUCAUACGCGCCUGCUGUCAAUGGAGAUCGCGUUGUCGUUUCAGGCGACCCGAAUGCGGGGUAUGCGGGCAAGGUCAUGGAACAGGCGCGGGAGAAGAAGGUACCGAACGACCAGCGCACGACAACCCCAUACAUGACCAAGUACGAGCGCGCGCGUGUUCUGGGUACUCGCGCUCUGCAGAUCAGUAUGAACGCCCCGGUACUUGUCGACCUUGAGGGCGAGACGGAUCCUUUGCAGAUCGCCAUCAAGGAGUUGAACCAGAAGAAGAUUCCCCUGAUUGUGCGGAGGUAUCUUCCCGACGGAUGGUACGAGGACUGGACCUGCGAAGAAUUGCUCUAGACGCGAGGAUGGCAUGGGAGGUUGUAUAUUCACAAAUGGCUUUUUGUUUUCUUUAUUGUGUAUGUCUUUGGUCUAAGAUCUUUCCCCCUGGGCAGCAUAGCGUUUGGAGUUUGGGAGUAGGGUAGCGGGCCACAACGGCCUAGGCAGCCUCUGGGUCACUGGGAAGCCAAGAAAACUCAAAAGAAUAACGCAUUGCAGUCUAUAUCAGUAAAAUAAAAGAAAAGUUUGAUG
Molecule: messenger RNA, 756 nt
Organism: Aspergillus sclerotioniger CBS 115572
Lineage: Eukaryota; Fungi; Ascomycota; Eurotiomycetes; Eurotiales; Aspergillaceae
Product: DNA-directed RNA polymerase core subunit RPO26
Exons: 4
Coding region: 43-525 (160 amino acids)
Biological process (GO): DNA-templated transcription
Cellular component (GO): RNA polymerase I complex; RNA polymerase III complex; nucleus
Molecular function (GO): DNA-directed RNA polymerase activity; DNA binding
Source: RefSeq, a predicted model, not a curated record